Molecule: messenger RNA, 2644 nt
Organism: Papilio polytes (common Mormon)
Lineage: Eukaryota; Metazoa; Arthropoda; Insecta; Lepidoptera; Papilionidae
Gene: MET1
Product: circadian locomoter output cycles protein kaput-like
Exons: 1
Coding region: 315-1868 (517 amino acids)
Biological process (GO): regulation of transcription by RNA polymerase II
Cellular component (GO): nucleus; aryl hydrocarbon receptor complex
Molecular function (GO): DNA-binding transcription factor activity, RNA polymerase II-specific; protein dimerization activity; RNA polymerase II cis-regulatory region sequence-specific DNA binding
Source: RefSeq, a predicted model, not a curated record
UGUGUUCCCUUCACAAUAUCUGACAACUUCACAUUUCACAACAGUUCGGUUCGGUCCGUUUCGUGCGUGUUGUAGUUACGGAAGGGAGUUUAUAUGUUUAAAAUAUUUGUACUAUGAAGUAUGAAAUAUUAAUGAUUUAUCAGUACAUGAACGAAUAGAAUUUUUUUCUAUCUAAACGUUUUUUAAAAACAUCCGAACAAUGGAGAAAAGUUGACUUCAGUGAUCAGUUUGAUAAGUAGUUAUGUGCUGAUUGUAAUGAACGAGACAUAAACAAGGACAUUAUAGUGUUGAAUAAAAUUGUGUUAUAAUUCAAAAUGACCUCUCCUGGCUCAACGAAUGCUCGACUUGCAAUGCAUUCGACAAUAACUAGUCAGGUAGGUCCAGAAUUUGCAAUGGCAGCUAAUGUGUCGCCUCCUCAAAAUUUCGCUGUGCAUGCGUCCGCGCAUGGUGCUGCGAAUUGCAGUGAGUCCUCCUCGGAAUCUCGUUCACCAGAACUGCCAUUAGUAAAGGCAAGCGACCGGGAAUCGCGCAUUAUAGCUGAGAAACACCGCAGGAGCCAAUAUAAAGCAGAAAUUGAGUGUAUUUAUUCUCUUCUCAGUGAUAUCAUACCUACACAAAGAAAAUUAGACAAAACAAGCAUUCUAAGACUAGCAGCUGACAAGCUUCGAAAUGAACAUGUUUUUGGGAACACUGUGAAAUGCGAUCACCUUGAAACAUGGUCCCCAGCCAUUCUAAAGUGUUUUGAUCUCUUCGGUGGAUUUAUGAUUGCUGUAACUUGUCGUGGUCGAAUUUUCAUAGUAUCUCCUAACAUUCAAGAGAAACUGGGUUAUUGCCAUAUAGACUUAUUAGGACAAGACAUUUACAAGUAUAUCCACAAUGAGGACAAGGAUAUAUUGAGGUUCCACAUAUACCCUCCAGAACUGCAAUCCGGGUUUGAUGAUAAUUUACUGAAACAGCAACAUAAUUUUAAAAUUCGUUUUUUGAGAGCCGGAGCAAAGUCUGACCUGCCAAGAUAUGAACAGUGCCAUAUUAAUGGUACACACAGACGAUCAGACAAAGCAACAGCUAAUGGAAUUCAAGAUAAACAAAUAAUUAGACGGCAAAGAGUUAGGCAUAACCGUACAUUUACCUCUAGCGGAAAUGAUUUUGUUUUUAUUGGAAUGGUACAUGUACUUUCCAAUGUGAGACCAGUUUGUUUGGUAUCACCUACUGCAUAUUCUGAGUACAAGACUAGACAUUUGAUUGAUGGACGCAUAGUGGAAUGUGACCAAAGUAUAUCACUUGCCGCUGGUUACAUGACGGAAGAAGUUACUGGCACAUCUGCUUUUAUAUUUAUGCAUAAAGAUGAUGUGCGUUGGGUAAUAUGUGUCCUGCGGCAAAUGUAUGAUCAAAGCAGAGAAUACGGCGAGUCUUAUUAUAGGCUCAUAACUCGUUCUGGUCACUUCAUUUAUAUGAGAACACGUGGAUUUUUAGAAAUAGACCCAAACACUAAAAAGGUGCAAAGUUUUGUUUGUAUCAAUCGAGUCAUCAGCCAAGAAUACGGACGGAAGAUGAUGGAGGAAAUGAAAAGGAAAUAUUCUGUUAUAGUAGAUAUGGAAAAUCAAAGUGAGAGAGUGUCAUGUGUUGAUGAGGCACCGGUGGAGCAUCCAAAGCACUUGGAGCGCAUUGUGAUGCAUCUAGUUGAGCCCCCCGCAAGUGAGAAUAUUGAUGAGUUGAAAUUAGUUCCACCAUCAAAAGAAAACAUCAUAUCUGCUAUUAAAAAUAGCGAGAAAGUUGUCCAAGAGACUGGUAUAAGGUUUGAUACGAGAAAAAGGAAAAAAUCUGACCAUGAUGAUGAAGAAGUGCUGAAAAGACACAGUUUAGUGUGAAAAGUUUAAAAUAAGUUUUAUUGUAAUAUGUGUACCUUGAACUAUAUGAAAUAGGAAAGACAAUGGGUGUUCCAUGUUGUGUUCUUAUGUGUCCUUUUUAGAACUAUGUGUAUUGGCAACUACAAAGUAUGUGCUGUACAUUACCAUUGGUUUUUGCUACUUAAACAUCCAUACGAAAACUUCUCAGAUUUAUGAGAAUAAAUGAGCACGAUAAUGUUUUUGUAUGAAUGCUUUGGUUGUGGAAACUGAAAGUUAUAAGUACUCUAAUCUAAUUCUAGCUAGCUUAGACAUUUUAUAGGAUGUUGAAUGAACUAUUAUUAAAUGUAUGUGCAAUUCUCAGCAAUUAUUUAAUGUGGUGUUAUUCCCUAGCACAUGUGAGGGUCCAUUUUUGUAAUCCAACUUUGUAUUGUACAAUUUAUUGCAACGCAGAUGUCAUGAAUGUACUAACCACCUUAUUCAUCCUUGACUAUGAGGAUGUGUAAUUUUGCCAGAUAAUGGAAUGUAAGUCUGAAAACUGUGGUAUUUUUUUUAAAGUAAUUUACAUAAUACUGACUUAAAGAGUAUUUUUCUACUGUAGAUUGUGUAAAAUAAAUUCACAUUAAAAGCGACCAGUUGCAAGGUUAUCAAAUGUUUUACAAUCCAGAUAUUAUUCAGGGGAUAUUAGUAAUUUGCUAGCAAUCAGAUUUUUGUUAUUGCAUUAUUUUUGCUUAUAACUGGUUUAGCCUAAGGGCUUUUAAAUUGAUUGGUUGAAUUAAUUAAAUAUGUUUAUGAUUUUA